GUUCACACUGUUAGAGAGGAAGGAAGGGUCAUAGACACCACUUCUCUCUUUUAUCAAACAUUCAGUUUGUCAGCAACUCUAAAAGAACUUACAGGGACGGAUACUUUCAACCAAACUUAUAAUGAAAAUGGUCCUUUACCAUUUAUUUUACAUCCUGUUAAUUUUCACCUUUACCCCAGGACUCUCAGUGAACGGCUGCAUUAUAAAUGUCACACAGCCACAGGAGCGUCUUCAUGGGAGAUUCAACCAGUCAAUCUCCAUCUCCUGCCACGUCAACAUGUCUUGCCCAAACAGCAUACCUGACAUGCUAUGGUAUGUGUUCCGGACAGACUCCUAUUAUCAACUGGGUAUAAAGAAUCAGCCAACAAAGUAUAGAUUGGAAGGCACAGAACUACACAUCAACUGGCUCUCACACAGUGAUGAUGGCGUGUAUUACUGCGCUGUGUCUGACAGAGUUGCAGCCAACAGUGGCGCACAGGCUAUUGGGACUGGCACAACACUGACAGUGAAAGAGAAUGAAUAUAACACUGGACAAGUUCUGCUGUUCACACUGGUGGCUUUACUGUCCCUCUAUUGUUUAAUAAUCCUGGCUCUCGUCAUCUUUAUAAAGAGUGGACGAGUCAAGCUGUUAAAAGGAAGACAAAGACAAAGCCAGGGCAAGGAUGACUCAACCAGGAGAGUUCACUUUGGCGCUGUGGUGCAAGAACUGUACAGCAAGAGGAACUUGCGAAGAAUCAAGAAAAACACGUCCACUGAAGUUUCACAAGAAAACAAGGUUGAAAAUCCACAGUCCCGCACUGAGAGAGAAGACGUAUACCAAAACAUGAAAAGUGCUCAAAAAAACAUCAGCUCAAAGCACCAAAAGCCCUCUGCUGUAUAGUACACAAAGAACAAAAGAAUCAAAACAUAAAUGAAGGAAAGAGGAACAUUCAACUUGGGAACCAGUUCUUGCUCCUUUGUCCUAAUCUAUACUAUUAGAAGCCAAACUGAGAAAAUAUCUAAUAUAUAUAUAUAUAUAUAUAUAUAUAUAUAUAUAUAUAUAUAUAUAUAUAUAUAUAUAUAUAUACACACACAAUGGCUCCAAUUUCAAAUGUGAAACUGCCGAGUGAUAUUCUCUGUUUCACAUCUCCAUAGUGCUUCAUUGUCACUUUUAAAUAUUUUCAGUUAUUUGUUUAUUUUAAUUUCUCUGUGAUAAAGUUAUACAUGUUUUUUUUUUAUUAAUCUGUCCAGUGCUACUCCUGAAGUAAAUUUAGCUUAAAAAAGUUAACUAGUUGCUAAAUGUAUAAGAAUGGAUAUAACAUUUUUUUCUGUUAAAGGUGUAUAAUUAAACAAAAUAUAAUUUGCAGUAAAUGUAGAGCACAAUAUAUACCAAAGGCAGAAGAACACACGUGUGCCUGGGAAAACCCAUCACAUGGUGAGAUUUUGACAUUUUCAUCUAUUUAUAUUACUGGAAACUACAGGCUUUCAUGAACUGAAAUGCAUUUCCCUUUUCCAUGUAUCUCAAUCAGGCAUAAAGUUUUAGUGUUUUCAAAAGUGAAAAGGGAGAAAACUGCAUUUAAAGAUCACAGACAUUUUGAGAGCCACUAUGUGAUUACAAACAGAACUGAUUUUCCAUUUGUUAUUGCACAUAGCUAUCAGACAAGUUAAACAAGGCCGAAAAUUGUGAGAGGAAAUCUUAGUUUUUAGACAUCUUUAUGCAGACUGAUUGCAUGUGUUGCUGCAUUUAUUAAACUGGCCACUUACCCCA
This is a messenger RNA of Ictalurus punctatus (channel catfish), 1747 nucleotides long. RefSeq names its product immunoglobulin superfamily member 6. The record is from RefSeq and is a predicted model, not a curated record. The coding region runs from base 122 to 880 and encodes 252 amino acids. NCBI's taxonomy places the organism in Eukaryota, Metazoa, Chordata, Actinopteri, Siluriformes, Ictaluridae. The transcript has 6 exons.